Molecule: messenger RNA, 441 nt
Organism: Sipha flava (yellow sugarcane aphid)
Lineage: Eukaryota; Metazoa; Arthropoda; Insecta; Hemiptera; Aphididae
Exons: 3
Coding region: 14-322 (102 amino acids)
Source: RefSeq, a predicted model, not a curated record
UCAAUAAAAAUGUAUGAGUCAUCAUAUCAUAUCAUAUAAUGUCUUAUCCAAACGAGUUGUGUACAUUGAAUAUUUUGUUGAUUACCUAUUAUCACAAUUAUCAUUGAUUAUAAAUACUAAUAUUUACCGUUUUACAGGUAGAGACAUGAUAUCGAAAGAAAAGUAUCGAUACUUUCACUUGGUAACGAAUGGAAUGAAAAUAACGAAACGUAACGACCGGUAUGAGUCAGUGACUAAGUGUACCUUUUGGCCAAAAGAAGAGGAACAAUGCCGAAACGUCACACAUGAAAUGCUCCUGCGAAGAGUGUCCUUGAUGUGGUGAUAUAGAUAUUGGCAAAUAGUGGUAUAUCAAGUCGACUGAGUGAUCCAGUAAUAGCUAAAAAUUUCUCAUUAUUGAUUGAUAUUAAUGGUAUUAAGGAUGACAUUAAACAAUUUUCCAGG